Molecule: messenger RNA, 1548 nt
Organism: Perkinsus marinus ATCC 50983
Lineage: Eukaryota; Perkinsozoa; Perkinsida; Perkinsidae
Exons: 11
Coding region: 1-1548 (515 amino acids)
Biological process (GO): RNA 3'-end processing
Molecular function (GO): nucleotidyltransferase activity
Source: RefSeq, a predicted model, not a curated record
AUGCCAUCAGCAUCCCUAACUGCCCUUGAGACUAUCCUCACUAGCCUCUACCCCUGCAAUAGACCCUCCAAUUGGGUUCAGAUCAUCAACACUCCCUCUCUAGAGGACCUUCGAACCCUCAUAUUCGCCCAGUUCAAUCACAACGUAUCCCCCACAGUCUUCGGCUCGGCCUCAACAGGCCUAGUCGGUGAGCAUUCUGACAUCGAUAUCAACCUCGCCUCGAGUGACACGGUCGACCCUAGACGCCUUAUAUGCUGGCUGGCGACUCGUUGUGACUACCUCGGUCGUUUUUUCGUAGAGAACUAUACUCUCAACGCACGCGUCCCCAUAGUGAGGUUGCGAGAUUGCCACACUGGAAGGGUAUUGGACGUGAGCGUUUCCAACUAUCUGCCUGAGGUCAACUCAAAGUUGGUGGCAGCAUACGUUGGGAUCAGUCCGAAGGUUAGGAGAUUCAUAAUGGCGAUUAUAGCAUGGGCAAAACGGUAUGGCCUUUGUGGAGUUCAGCAGGUCGGCGGCCUCAGCAGCUACGCCUUUACGUUGAUGUGCAUCUUCGCACUGCAGGCCACCGGGUACCUUCCCUGUCUCCAGCAAGGUCGCAACUUCACAGAUUCUUCCGAGUGCGUCGGUGGGGGUCAGGAAGAGUAUCUUCGAUAUAAUCGGGAUUCAAUACUUGGCAGCCUCCAGUUUGAUGAUCCAUGUUGUCUACUAACCCGACAAUCCUCGAGAUUUGAGAGUCUUCGCCCAUCUGCUAUGGGACGCAGAAAGCUGAUAAUAGAAGAUCCCUUCCUUCUGGAUGUGGACCUCACUCGAGUACUUCAGCCGGAGGCAUACGAACGAAUCAAAACGGAGAUCUGUGAAUCGAUGGAGUCUGUUGAGGCGACGAGGCUGCCACGAUUGGAAUUGCCUGUGCCGGUGAGGAUCCCGAGCCCGAGCUCUCUGGGCAUCUAUGAGGUCGGAGAGCUCAUCUUGAUGGCGGAAAAUGAGGAGAGCAACGCUGAGGUCUCCGUCGAGGCCGAUGAUUCCUGCGCCCUCAUCCAGAUAGAAGACCCCAAAAUCGGAUCUAUCGCCGGCAAACUCAAAGAUCUUUUUCCAGACUUACAACUAAUAGAACAUAACGUUACUGUCAAUACGGAGACGAUAGAAGAGGAAGAUCGCGGGGGCAUUUGCGAAGUACCCGUCGAACCAACAUUGCCUUGUCCUGUCACGGAAGAGGCCCGGGUCCACAUGGCCGCCAUGCGGAAGUUGGACGACUUGGUAGCCGAUCAAGCGAGGGAAGAGAUAGAGGCGAUGGAGAGGAAGAUGAGGGGGAGGAUGAUGGAGCAACAAGAGGAGGAUGAGGCGAAGGAAAGGGAGAUGAAGGAAGACUAUGGACUCUCUUGGGGUCGCCAGAUUCCUAAGGAAGGGCUCAACAAUGGAGGUCAGCAGCUCAUGGAUUCGACCAGACAGAACGCUGCUGCUAACGAGAAGUAUCUUACACCAUGUAGCAUCGUGAUGGACUCAGAAGUUCGACUCAAAUACAUCUCGACAGGACUUCUCCCUCGGAUAUAA